Messenger RNA from Protopolystoma xenopodis, 465 nucleotides. NCBI's taxonomy places the organism in Eukaryota, Metazoa, Platyhelminthes, Monogenea, Polystomatidea, Polystomatidae. The record is from the annotation of a GenBank genome assembly.
AUGCCGACUAUGAUGCAGAACAAACAUUUGGAAAUAUACGAAGUCAAUGGUCCGAUGCUUGAAAUUAUCCUUUAUAUUAUGUCCAUACAUGCCUCCCACUUUUUAUCGUCAGCUGACAAUUCAGCCCAAAAUGUGGAAUUCUUUACUCGUGUCGGCUACCCUGAUUUAAAUCCCGUGCUGCCGGCCGCAAGCCUGCCCUAUGUAUGUGAUGCUGUGAACGAGGCUAAUGGUGGUCAAUUGGUGUGUCAGCCAGACUGUCGAGUCCUAGCCGAUCGAGCUGGCUCCCAUGUAGUCACUACGCGAGCUGGCAUAAUCGGCAACGCCGUACUUUUUGGAUACCGGCGCCGUAAAACGCCAGGCUGGAUUGAUGCAUUCUCGUCUAUCAUAGACUACGGCCUCGAUCCAGCUUGCUUUCGAGAACAUACUAGCCAGCCAUACAGCCCUGGAAAUAGCCUCCUUGCCUAA